Yamadazyma tenuis ATCC 10573 is the source of this 489-nucleotide messenger RNA. NCBI's taxonomy places the organism in Eukaryota, Fungi, Ascomycota, Pichiomycetes, Serinales, Debaryomycetaceae. The record is from RefSeq and is a predicted model, not a curated record.
AUGUUCUUGAGCACCAGAGUACCAAGAAUUCCCCGACUCACGAGUGCUGUGAGGCUUAUAAGGCCACUUUCGUUGAAACCUGACUUCUCCAAGUACAAGCUCAAGGAAGGGCCUCCGGGAAAUAUCGUGGGUACCGUCAACGAUGCAUACACACCUCCACAGGCCAAUUUCCACGAAGGUGGACACCACUGGGCAUACGAAAAAAUUGUCAGUACCGCCAUGAUCCCGUUGACGGCGGCUCCAUUUAUACUUGGACCCGACCUCCCGAUCGUCGAUACCGUAUGGGCCGUGACCUGCUUGGUCCACUGUCAUAUGGGGUUCAAGUCUUGCAUUAUCGACUAUAUCCCCAAGCGAGUGUAUGGAGUGUGGCACACUUAUGCCAGUCGGCUUUUGCUGUUGGGAACUGGUGUGGGGUUGUAUGGGAUCUAUCUUCUAGAAACCACCCAAAACGGAGUGUUUACCAUUCUUGCAUCCAUCUGGGGAGCAUAA